Colletes gigas is the source of this 3591-nucleotide messenger RNA. RefSeq names its product growth factor receptor-bound protein 14-like. Bases 863 to 2731 code for a protein of 622 amino acids. Lineage: Eukaryota; Metazoa; Arthropoda; Insecta; Hymenoptera; Colletidae. Gene Ontology annotation, biological process: signal transduction. The record is from RefSeq and is a predicted model, not a curated record. The transcript is spliced from 12 exons.
CCUAGGUACAGACCUUUUGCAAUAACAUGUUUAUCGAAACUUAUGGUGGGUGGGUUGGCUACCUACGGCCUUUACAACUUGUUCCAAACUCAACCAAUCUGCUUCUAUACGAAUAACCGAAAGAAACGAUGCGUUAAAGCCGCGUUAAGAGCAUUACUAAGUGCACAAUAGCUGACAAACAACCUCGUGGAAACCGGACACACAAUAAAAUUAUUUUUACCGGCACAGAGAAGAAGAGAAAGGCGAGUGUUUCUUUCGGUUCGUCGUUAAUAACAAAAUUACAUUCGAAGCAACUUUGAACGGCAAUAAGAACCGAUAAUUGUUAUGUGCAACGUAUAAGAGAAGAUUGUCGGUGAAAAGGGGGAAAUGUUGAUCGAUGAAAGGCGAGGAGAGCAGGUAUUAACUGCCGGAACAGAGUUUUUGCGGCUUCGGUCGUGUGCAUGUCCUGUGCGGUUAUUAUUGUUCCGUCUUUGCGAGGAGUCCACGGGCAUCUCGAACGGGGUAAACAAACUCUAGCGUCGCGUCGAUGCGUACGCACUACGCGCUGGAUUCGAUCGAUUGUUCGGGGUGUGCGCAUGCGCCGCUCCGCUACGCGCCGCCCUUGGCCUAACCGGCAUGUUAGUAAAUCGCGCGGGAUGGUUCACGUGCGUGUUGCGUUUCGUCGUAAUUGUGACGUUUCUGCGUUGGAUCGUGCACCGGUCGGCUCGUCGAAACCAGACAACGACGGACAACGGACACCGUCGUGGUGACGAUCGUUCUUUUUGUUCGAACGCGACGCUAUUGUCGGGAACGUGUCGUGAUUCAGUAUCGUGUCCACGAGCUACCGAGCGAGACGUUUGUUCCUUCUUUCGAAUCACGCUCGAUGAAUUCAGGACGUGGUCGGAGAAACGCGAGGUGCUCGUCCUUUCGCAACGAAUUCGCCACAGAUUGGCUGCCAAAGAUGUGCUCGUGUCUGGAGACCGGCACCAUGUUUUCCGGGCUUUCCAAUCUUUCCAACCGAUCCAUGACCCGAGUCGGAAGCUACGAACGACUCGGAUCGCGAUGCAACGCGUUCGAGUUCAGUCGAACGUUGGUUAAAACGCGUACGAGAUACGAUCGGUACACGGACGAUUACGACGAUGAGAACUACCACGACGACGGCGGGGGCGGCGAUUGUUCCGUCGAAGAAAAUGGCCACGGGGACGGUGAAAAUCGCAUAGAGGAAUUACGCUUCCACAACGACGAUCACACUUGGAACAGCCUGAUCGUGGAAAAGAAUCUCCGUACGAUCGAUCUGUGUCAGCUUCUUAAAGUGAAGAGGAACGUGUCAGGAAUCGCGUGGUCCAUCGUGGAAACCUGGCCCCAUCUGGGAAUCGAACGUACGCUGGAGGAUCACGAGGACAUUCUAGCAGUGCACAGAGAGAUGAAAAUGUUCGCGUCCAGGCAUCAUAGAAAGUUUUUCUUUCGACCGGAUUUCCUCAAAUACGAGUUCUUUCUUAACCCCAAGCAAUUCUUUCCUACCGACAUGGUCGCUUUUCCUACCACCACCGUUGCUAUCCUCGAGGAUGGAGGGGCGACGAUGAUCGACGCCGAAAGUGCUUUGAGGAAUUUUCUGAUGCAAGACGACGCGGAAUGUCCUCAAGUGUUCAGCCUGGUCUGGAUACGAUUUCGAUACUUGGACGUUUGGAGGAAAAUGUACAUGCUGUUGCGCGAACGGAAGCUCUACGUCACGAACAAGAUCAACGCGGCAGAGGCGUUGGCUUCCUCGAAGCGGAUACUACCGGACAACGGGCAACUGACUCCGGUCGCUCACUUGUCGGAUUACGCGGUAUAUAGGAUUACGAACGCUAAAAAGCGUUUCAACGCGCCGUUCGAGUGGGGCGUCUGCUUGAGGCCAUCCAGCAACGCCGAAGCCGAAAGCACCGAGGCUGGAGAAUCCGGGCUCAAGGUCAUCGCUUUCCACAGUGAAAAGUCCCGCGUUUGCUGGCUCACGGCCAUGAGACUCGCCAAGUAUGGCAAGCAACUCAGGGAAAACUAUCGAGCGUUCAAGAACAAACAGUGCGAGCAGACCAGCGGAGACAGUCCGAAGGAACGAUACACCAAAUACGACAUGACCAACGAAACGGUGCGAUCUCGCGUAGCUAUGGAUUUCACCGGGAGCGUCGGGAGAAUCGUGGACGAUCCGAAAGAGGCCAAAGACAUCGCCGAGUGCGAGGGGAUCAACUGGCGUCGAACGUGGCGACCGUUCUCGAGACCGCCGGCCGGCUGCGCGGUGCUGAGGCUCCACGGACUCGACGACGGUAUCCACGUUUUGCAGCCCUGGUUUCACAGGGGACUCAAGAGAGACAUCGCGGCGGCGAUCGUCAGGGAUCACGGUUCCGUGGACGGCGUGUUCCUGGUCCGCGAGAGCAGGAGCAACCUGGGGGCGUACGUGUUGACCUACAAAUACAGCGAGAAAGUGUUUCACGCGCAAAUCCAACCGGUAUUCGACGAACGAUGCAACUGCUGGCUGUACACUCUGGACAAGGGCGUGACCAAGUUCUACGAUCUGCUGCAGCUGAUCGAAUUCUACCAGCUGAACGCGGGCUCGUUGCCGACGAGGUUGACCCACUAUGUGCAGAACGGCGUGCCGGUGCCCGUACCGAGGGCGGAGGACGGGAGAGCGUCGCCGUCGCCGCCCGAGCCCUGUCACAGAUUCGUCGCGACCGCCUGCGAGAAUCCAACGAGCCUCGAGGGCCAAGGGAGCAUCUGAGGAUAGGAAUUCCAGCGGCCCGACAGCCUCGACGAGCCACUCGUUUCGCGCGGUCCACGGCCAAACGGGGGCGCAAACGUUCGCCCGUCGCGAUCGGGUUGCUGGAGUUUGUGCCUGUGCAGCUACACCGACUGGAACUUGUAGCGCGAUUUUCCCCUUUCCACGGACCACGAUGAACGAAUGCACCGCGUGCAGAGGGAACAGAGGGGUCCGUGACCCGGAGGAGGAAGUCGAUAUCGUCCAACUUUGCCGCUCGAGCACCCCAAGACAACGAAAGUUUCGUUCGAUCGACGGCUACGAGGGCAGCAGCGAUCCUGCCCGUAGGCGAACGCGUUCCAGCAAACGUUCUAUUCUCGUCGCCGCAUGGAAACCACGAUUCCGGGUUUUCUGUUACCUUUUUAAACGCCGCGACGCUUCUUCUUUUUUCGCUCGACCCGCGAGCGCGUUCGUUCGCGUCACGCCGACGAUCUAAAAAUCGACUUUGACUGCGGUUGGUCAAUCUUGAUUUUUUUUUACCAAGGCGCCGCGACGACGAUCGAGCCCCGACGGAAAGAGGAGGAGGAGACGCGACGGACAAGCUGGAUACGAGAACAGUGCUCGCUGAACACGAUAGAGACUGACGGAGUCGUUGUCGCGGACGACAACGAUUUUAUCAUUAAGACGACUAUUAUGGAUAGCAAUUGUUACGAUAAAAUAUAUUUUGUACGAACAUGGACGCAGAAGUCGAUGCACGUAUCCGCGGGAACCGAGGCCCUCGUGGGCCGAAUUCGAGUUCGUUGCGCGGCUCGCUCGACGUUCGUUAAACGAAACAGCAAAGAAAAAAAAAAAACAAUAAAACGCAAACAUGCCACGGAACGUAA